CGAGCCACUUGAAGAAAGUAUCCCUCCCCUCCAUCAAGACGCACAAGACUCUGAACCGAAGGAUAUCUUGGCCUCCCUACAGAAGCUGAUUAUUCGGAUCUAUGUAAUGAUUUAUCCCACACCAUGAUCCCAUACUGAUACGAAACUUAGACAGAUUUAGUCAAUAAGUCGACAGAUUUGUUCAGGGACAUCUGCGUUGGCGUCAAACAUGCGCAAAAAUUCACGCUAUCAAAGCAGAGAAUCACCGUAAACGGAAUGAUCGCUUCUCACGUGAAGUCACCUUGAUUGUUUGUUUUUAAAAGAAGCGACAAGCUUAUCGACUCCGAAAAUACCCGCAACCGAGAGACCGAAGUGGGAACGAGCGCUGACAUCCGCAGUAUAUCUGGAAAUACGGUGUCCUAAGCCAUGGGGGCCUUCUUGGACAAACCGAAGACAGAGAAACAUAAUGCUCACGGAGCAGGCAACAGUCUACGCUUUGGCCUGAGCAGCAUGCAGGGCUGGAGGGUUGAGAUGGAGGAUGCGCACACGGCCGUUUUGGGUCUACCGCAUGGCCUGGACGACUGGUCAUUCUUCGCAGUGUACGAUGGUCACGCUGGCUCCCGCGUAGCCAACUAUUGCUCCAAACACCUGCUGGAGCACAUCAUAACCAGCAGUGAGGACUUCCGUUCAGGGCCCGACUCUGUGGAGGGCGUUAAAAGUGGCAUUCGUUCUGGCUUCCUGAAGAUCGACGAGUACAUGCGCAACUUCUCGGACCUACGUAACGGCAUGGACCGUAGUGGCUCCACGGCAGUUGGCGUGCUUGUGUCCCCUGAGCACCUCUAUUUCAUCAACUGCGGAGACUCCCGUGCCGUACUCAGCCGCGUCGGACAGGUACGGUUCUCCACACAAGACCACAAGCCAUGCAAUCCUCGUGAAAAAGAGCGCAUUCAAAACGCAGGAGGUUCUGUGAUGAUCCAAAGGGUGAAUGGUUCACUUGCAGUGUCACGUGCCCUGGGGGACUAUGACUACAAGUGUGUGGAUGGGAAGGGCCCCACUGAGCAGCUGGUAUCUCCGGAACCGGAGGUGUUUGAAAUCCCACGUGUUUCAGAAGAGGAUGAGUUUGUGGUGCUCGCCUGCGAUGGCAUCUGGGAUGUGAUGAGCAACGAGGAGCUGUGUGAUUUUGUGCGCUCUCGGCUAGAGGUGUGGGAUGACUUGGAGAAAAUCUGCAACUCUGUGGUGGACACCUGUUUACAUAAGGGAAGCCGUGACAACAUGAGUGUUGUUCUAGUAUGUUUCCCCAAUGCACCGAAGGUAUCAGAGGAGGCUGUUAAGAGAGAGGCCGAGUUGGACAAGUUCCUGGAGGCUCGUGUGGAAGAAAUCCUGGAGAAGUCAGGGGAGGAAGGCAUCCCAGAUCUAAGCCAUGUCAUGCACAACCUUCGCCCUGAGAGCAUCCCCAACCUGCCACCGGGUGGUGGUCUCGCUAGCAAACGUAGUGUAAUUGAGGCUGUUUACAACAGGCUAACCCCACACAGAGAAGAAGAUGGGAGCGGAGGUGACCUGGACGACCCCUGGUAGCCCAAGCAGCCAACGGCAUCUGAACCACAUGAGAAUGUCCUCAGUUCACAAAAGAAAACCCUUGCUCACACACUUUUUUUGGUUUCAAUUCGGAGAGCGUCAUAGGAAAUGUUAAAGGACGAGUCUGGGAAUACAUACGCUUGUUUUUUUAAAGAUGAUUUUUUUUUUUUUAGAACUGCAUUGUAUGGUAGAGAGAUUUAUUUUUACUCCCCCACCCCCUUCCUCCUGAAAUCUGUGUCCAUUACACAGAAGUUGCUGGAUGCUAAUUUGGAGGCAUGAACUCUGAACACAGCUGGAAGAGGGCAGGGCCAGCGAGCUCUCAGAGGGACAGGGACCCUCGUUCAGACGCGGCUCUCUUUGAACCCCUUCACACCACGCAUGUGCAGCUUUUUGGAGGCAUAAUCUCAGUUCUUGUUCACCGUUUCUGCCACCCUCUUCUUUAACCCUGCGACUCUUAACAGGCUCUAUCCCAUCAGCUGGACAGCAGCCACAGAAAUGUAAUGUAUAUGUUGUGGAUUUUUCUUGUUCUCCUUUGGGGCAGAGGCAACUUUCUUCUAGUGUCAUUCAUUUUGGUGCUUGCUGUUAAACAAGAAAAUUAAAAAAGAAAAAAAAAAUCCUAGGACACUGUUGAGACUCAAUCUUGACAGCAGGUGAUUAUUGCAAACCCGCUAUGAAUUUGGAGGAGCUUGUCACGGUGACUUCCUCACAGUCGCCUCAAGAGACAGUACAUAAAAACUGAACUCCUUCUCUUUUUCGCAGCGCUCUUCGUUCCCUGCUCUCCCCAUCAGCUUGCCUUCUGGUUUGUGGUUUUCUCUAACAAAAUAGUCAAAUGUCAAAUAGUUUCCCCCUCUAUCAUUUUGACACUGCAUUUUUAACUUUUUUUUAAAUUACAGAUUAUAUGGCGUAAUUGGUAUUGUUUGAUUGCACUCACAUUUGAUUAUAAAAAUAAAAAAAAAUACAAAAAAAAACUAUAUGAAAGAGAAGCUAUGAGAAGGUAGAGUAUUUCUAAAGUGAAAUUGCAGAAAUAUGUAUGUGUAUAUAGCUAUAUAUAUUUUUUCUCCUUUAACAGUGGAGUGAAAGAGUGGGAGGGGACGCUCUCUCCUCAGACUGGCUGAUAGGUACUUGAAUAUUCAUUAUUAGUGGUUCUGUUUUUUUGUUUUUUUUGGUAAUCCUUAAUGUAGGAUUGUUUUUGAACCGUGCCUGUAAAAGGUGAACCAUGCUGUAAGGGGGUGUACUUACAGGACAGUUAGCUAUGAAUGAAUGUACCCCUUAUUCACACUGAUACACAAUACAUAUACCUUCACACACCCAUUUGUACAUGCUCAUGCGUAACACUUUCAUAUGUGCAUUUAUUGUUUGAUUAGCUUCAUCGUAUACAUUCACGUUCCUACUCCAUGUACUUCACAUGUGAGUUUUUUCCUGCGCUGUGCGAUAAUCGGACACAGACAUGCUCUGGAGGCCUUCUUUACUUCCUCCUUUUUUUGUUUUUGCUUGUUUAUUCAUCGACUUCACCUGCUCUGGUGUGUAGCUUUAAAAUUAGUGUUUAAUUGAAUUUUAUUAGAUGAUUGUUUAUGUAUGUAUAUAUAUUUUUGCAGUUUUUCCCUCUUCUGGUACACAUAACUUGUAGCCAUAUGCUGGAAAGCUUCAUUUUAGGAUGAAUAGAUUGAGUCCGUUUUCAGUCGAGAUGGUAAAGAGAUAUAUUUUGUGCGGUGAGUGCUCAAGGACAUUAAUUUGCGUUGUGUAUAUCAACAAUUAUUGAUGCGUAGAAUAAUUGAGACAAAGUAUUUUAUUUAUUCCAAGUGUGUUGGCUUAAGAAAAGAGGG
Molecule: messenger RNA, 3377 nt
Organism: Sinocyclocheilus grahami
Lineage: Eukaryota; Metazoa; Chordata; Actinopteri; Cypriniformes; Cyprinidae
Product: protein phosphatase 1B-like
Exons: 6
Coding region: 406-1554 (382 amino acids)
Biological process (GO): protein dephosphorylation
Molecular function (GO): magnesium ion binding; protein serine/threonine phosphatase activity; manganese ion binding
Source: RefSeq, a predicted model, not a curated record